AUGGACCAAGACUACGAGCUCAUCGUCGCGGCGGGCCUGCACACACCUCCUCAGGCUGCCGUCCCGCGUUGCAAGUCCGUUCUCCUGCUGUACGACUGCUCCUCGAUUCCGAUACCCGAUCUUGCCUACAAGCUCGGUAAUCUGGGUCACGUAGUGGUGCUGCCAGCGAUGACGGCGCCCGAUCCUGCGUACCAAGGCAGGACCUACUUCUACGAAGCUGACGAACCUUUCGCGAGACCGAAGCCAAAGACGGAGACGGCGAUUCUCGACUUUGCCCAUCAACGUACGGGAAAACGCGGCCUCUUCACCAUCAUCGUGCUAGGCCCUCCCCAGGUGCAGGAUGCCCAUCGUCUCCCCAGCCUGCUCGUCGACUGGUCGGGAUUCUCUUUCAACUUGGUCAGCGAAGCCCAUCGGCGCGGACCUCGUGAACAUUGGAGGGCCUGCUUCGAGCGGUACGAGGACGCUCUCGAACGCCGCCGCAACGGUGUCGACUGGUACACCUAUCAUCUCGACGCUCUCAACGGCAUCCGCGGCAUCUCGUGGAAAGACGUUGACGAGCCAAACGUAGACCGGGCAGCAGACGAGCGGCGCAACCUGGAAAGCCAUCUCCUCCUUCAGGCCACCGUCCUGCAUCGACCCGUCGCUAUGAGCCAUCUGCGUUCGAGAAUCUCCAGACUGACGGGUCUCCGGGCCAGCGAUCCGUGUCUGGACAACUCCGACCGACUGUUUCUCUGUUUCAGCUCUCUUAGACGAUGGGAACUCGGACUCGAGAGGCCAUCUGAACUACCAUAG
Messenger RNA from Didymosphaeria variabile, 792 nucleotides. RefSeq lists its product as uncharacterized. The record is from RefSeq and is a predicted model, not a curated record. The coding region runs from base 1 to 792 and encodes 263 amino acids. Lineage: Eukaryota; Fungi; Ascomycota; Dothideomycetes; Pleosporales; Didymosphaeriaceae. The transcript has a single exon.